AUGAGCUUAGCAGGUUUGGUAGCAUAUGAUAGUAGUGAUGAAAGUGACAAUGAAGAUUGUCCAAAGGAAAACACAACAAAAAAUGUUGAAAUCACAAUUAGUUCUGAUAAUUUAAAAAAUAGUAAAUCAAUCCAAAAUGAUAUAAAAUCAAAACUACCCGAGCCAAGACAAAAAAUUCAAGAAAAUGAUAGGUUAGACUCGAGUAAUGAUGUGGGUAACUCGUCAAGUAGUUUAUUUUUUAACAUACUCCCAAAACCUAAAAAUGAGAUUAUUAACGAAGAAAUCGACGAGGAACUUGAUGAUAUUCCUGUUAUGUCUAUGAAAAACAUAACUAUCGAAAAACCGAUUAAAAAAAUCAGAGAGCCAGUAAAAAUAUCAAUUCCAUCUUUAUCCGAUUAUGACGAUGUUGAAGAACCGACCAAAGUCAUUAGAAAACCUCAACCAUCAAAGGGAUUACCAGGAGUAUUAGCUAAUAUCCCUCCGCCGAAAAGUGAAUUAAUUAGUACCAAAAAUAUGGUUCCUCAUGUUUUGACUAAAAAAUCAGGUUCAGUUACAUCACUAGCAUUAAAACCAACUCAAGUAAAAAAGAACGCUCAAAAUCAUACCCAAGUCAAUAAACAGGUUGAAGAAACUAAAACUUCAAAGGCCCUUGAUGCCAUCACAUAUGCUUCAGACUCUUCAGAUGAAGAGGAUACAAAAGUCAGCAGUAAAAGCGGUAUUGACUUUUUCUCAUUAUCUGAACCUGUAAAUUUACCAAUUUCCGAACAAGCUUUAGCAUCACAUCUAUUACCAAUGCCAGAAAAAAUGGAAAUUUCGAAUUGUGUUGGUGAAACUACUAAUAAUGUUGAGGAACCUGAAGUCAACGGUCAAAAUCAAAAGACAUUAACAAGUACAGUAAUGAAUUUACCGCGAGAUGAGAUAUUAAUGAAAAAUAAAGCUGCAAUUGGUCCAAAACUGCCAGUACCCGAGCAAGAAUUCCGUUUAGACAGUGAAGGAAAUGUUGCGUUUGAUGAUAAAGCUAUUGAAUAUCUUUGUGGAAAACGUGGAGUUAAACGGAAACAUCAAAUCGUUAAUGAAACUGAGAUAAUUGAUAUCAAUGGUGAAGACAUAAAACCAGACGAACGAGAUUGGUUAAUAAAAGCACUGACUGAAGAACCAGUACAAAGACCAGUAUCACUUGGUUCUGGACCCAGUGCUCGUGCUUGUAAAAUGUCAGGUGGUAAAUCACCGUACUGA
This is a messenger RNA of Cotesia congregata, 1236 nucleotides long. The record is from the annotation of a GenBank genome assembly. Lineage: Eukaryota; Metazoa; Arthropoda; Insecta; Hymenoptera; Braconidae.